UGCUCUGCUUUUGCCUUUUUACCUGCAGCCUGGGAGGGGACACAAGCCAGACAGGUGUGUGAGGAGCGUCUGUGAACAUGGAUUCAUGAAGAUGGGUCACACAGAGAGACGGAUAUAUGCUUGGAUGGAUGGAGGGACGCCUCGUGACGACCUUGGACCUAACUAUCCUCAAGCUUGCCAAGAUACUGGAGUCUGUGUCACAUGACCACAACACCUCCUCAGCUUCUGCAGGAGGACAUGCAGUGCUGGUGCGAGUGAAAGGCAGAGUGAGCCAAUGAGCUUCACACCAACCCCAGCUCUAGUCCCAGACAGGGACAGACUCCCACUAAAAAAGAGGGACCAAAGGCCGAGCUCGCCGCUGCCACAGCAGCAGCAGCAGCAGUGUGAUGCUGCAACAUUCAAGGCGCCCUACCCUUACAAGAGCCACAGUGAGUUUAAGACAAAGCACACAGGCCCAUUCCAGCCCGUACCAAGACGAGUUCCUGCUCUGUAUCAGCCCUGGAUGCACUCAACCACCAGGUCCAAACCUCACGACCUCUCUGCAUUCAGGGAUCAUCACGGCUGGGCGGACUGGAGAGGGUUCAACCCCCUGCACCCUGGAUGGGUCUUUUCUCACCACAACCACUUGACUGGCACCCCUGCACUCCACCUGGGCCAUCCACACCACCCCUCCAGAUUCAGCCCAGUCUCCCUGGUCCCCGAGGGUUUCCAAAGGGUGGGAGGAGGGUAUGGCUGGGAGCAGCUCAAGACAUUAAGGGACAGGAGUUUAAGCACAGACAGACAGAGCAAUGGGAGGAAUAAGGGACCAUAUAUGAGGAGAAGAGACAAAAAAGAGCAUUUUCCCAGGGUUGAAAAAGCAAGUCCUCCAUCAUUGAGCACAUGCCUACCUCUCUCUCCACAUGAAGACCUUACACAGCAAUGUGAUGUGUUGCACAAAUCAGCAAAAGCUGUCAAACAUCACACUUCUGGACAUUCCUUCAUAAGAGGAAUUUCCCCUGAUGUAAACUCAAGCAGAACCUUAGUUAAGGAUGAUGCACCAAGAUCUUCUACUCUCCCCUCUCCUGCUUCCUCUUCCUCCUCCUCUCCAAACCAUUUCCCCUGGCUGCUCCCUCACUUCGUGGCAGGCUCUCUGAUCGAGCUCAGGGACGGGCGGCUCAGGAGGGUGGAACACCUACAGACGGAGGACUUCCUGCUGGGAUCACUGGCGUGUCCAGACCUGCGCCUGAGCUGCUGCACGGUGCAGAACAUCUCACCUUCAGCCUCCUCCUCCUCCAUCUCACGCCUCCUCAUCUUGCUUCACGACCAGCAGUCUCAGGAGCUGGUGGAUGUCUACGUGGAGUACCCGUUCUUUGUGCGUGGGAGAGGCUGGUCCUCCUGCAGCCCUCAGAGGACGGCUCGUCUCUGUGGCCUGCACUGCCGUCAGCUCAGUGUGGGGGACAUCUGCCUGGCUCUCACCCCUAUCUCACCCCCACAGCCUGCACCAUCAGCCACCCUGGAGCCUAACACCUCACCCAGUAAGUCAGUGGGAGGGUGUGAAUCCAUAAGGCCACCACCACCCCGGGGUCCCACAGGACAAGAGCGGCUAGCAGGGGGAGGGAAGAAGGAGGCAGAGGCGGUCCGCAGGAGACACUAUUCAGCCCCUGAGCUGAGAGGGCCAGGGACUAACUGCAUGUAG
Centropristis striata (black sea bass) is the source of this 1675-nucleotide messenger RNA. RefSeq lists its product as uncharacterized. The coding region runs from base 275 to 1675 and encodes 466 amino acids. Gene Ontology annotation, biological process: nervous system development; negative regulation of transcription by RNA polymerase II. NCBI's taxonomy places the organism in Eukaryota, Metazoa, Chordata, Actinopteri, Perciformes, Serranidae. Gene Ontology annotation, cellular component: nucleus. The transcript is spliced from 3 exons. The record is from RefSeq and is a predicted model, not a curated record. Gene Ontology annotation, molecular function: protein binding; RNA binding.